Molecule: messenger RNA, 1422 nt
Organism: Didymosphaeria variabile
Lineage: Eukaryota; Fungi; Ascomycota; Dothideomycetes; Pleosporales; Didymosphaeriaceae
Gene: RAD18
Product: E3 ubiquitin-protein ligase rad18
Exons: 2
Coding region: 1-1422 (473 amino acids)
Biological process (GO): DNA damage tolerance; protein monoubiquitination
Cellular component (GO): nucleus; Rad6-Rad18 complex
Molecular function (GO): ubiquitin protein ligase activity; single-stranded DNA binding
Source: RefSeq, a predicted model, not a curated record
AUGGAGUCGUCCUUCGUAUUACCUGACUCUACUGACUGGCUGACGACGUCCCUCCCCGCUUUCGAACCUCUCGAAGCCGCGCUUCGCUGCGAAGUGUGCAAAGAAUUCUACAACAACCCCGUCAUUACCUCUUGUGCGCAUACUUUUUGCUCCCUAUGCAUACGAAGAUGCAUUGCGACCGAUGGCAAAUGCCCCGCGUGCAAGUCUGCCUGCCAAGCCGACAAACUGCAACCCAACAUCGCGGUGCGUGAGAUCGCAACGAAAUUCGAAGAGGCGCGUCCCAAGGCGCUAGAACUAGCGCGUGCGAAGGUUAAUGACGACGAUGAGACAGCCGCUCUGGUUAGCGGGCGGAAGAGAAAGCGCGAGGUGGCGGAUGGAGAAGAGGAGGGAAGAAGAACGACACGGUCGAGACAGACCAGGCGAAGUACGAGGCUUGGCAACGAGGACAGCAUGACCGACGAUAUGCCUGUGGUAAUACCGGAUAGCGACGAGGAGAAGGAGGAUCAGUACAUACCGGAGGGCAUGGUGCCGUGUCCGAUAUGUAAGAAGCCUAUGAAGGAAGAGGCAGUCUUCAACCACAUACCAGUCUGUCCGGCCGCGCAGGAAGACGACGGGGCGCGCAAGAGAAGGUCAAGGAAGAAUGACGCUUUGCCGAACCCACUGCAAACUCGAAAGAAAGACACCGGACCACCGCCGACGCGUCUUUCCGGCCUCCACUACCCGAUGCUGAACGAUAAAGCAUUGAGAAAGAAGUUACAAGAACUGGGCAUACCCUCUUGGGGAACGAAACCACAAAUGAUAAAACGACAUCAGGAAUGGUUAAAUAUCUACAACUCGAAUUGCGACGCGUCGGACGCUGCAAGAAAGCCGAAACGGGAGCUAUUGAAGGAAUUAGAAGAGUGGGAACGUACACAAGGCGGCAGGGCGAAUCACAAAGAAUCACACAUAAUGCAGAAAGACUUCGAUGGGCAAAACCACGCUACGGCCCACAAGGGCCAAUUCGAUGACCUGAUCGCCAACGCAAGAAAGCACGCAAAAGCCACACCAAGAGCGACCAAUGAAAAAGGGGAUACUGUUCUGAAUGGCAACUCUGGUACCGAUUUACAACCACAUUCCCAUAGCACAGACCCCACUCCUGAUCCACCGCGCCCUUACGAAAACAACGAAUCCGCGCUCGCGACUAUCAGGCAAAAAGUGGAGGAAGCGAACCGUACCGACUCCGCCUUCCCACCCCUGGACCAUAACAUAGAAUAUGCGAACAGAAAGGCAGCGCAGGAUGAAAGCCUGCAAGAGCCAGAAGUACCAGUAGGCUUCGCAUCCUCACCUGGAAAUCCGCUUGGGAGUCCAACAAGGAAGGUGCCGAUGUUCAGGAUGCCAGAGGAACCGGUGGUGGACGUGGAAAGUUCGACCACGACGCAGUAG